AUUCAAACAAAGAUGAACAAGUUUAUUUAUCUAGCAUGCCUUGUCUGGGCAGCAGAAUGUAUGCCGGCGUCAUUUGAUUCGUAUAGCAAGGGUAGAAAACCAACUGUACGGGACAGUUACGGAAAUGUUAUUAAACCAACUGGAACUUCCGAUCCUUAUGACAACAAAGGCAAACCAACCGGUACUGGUGAUUCGUAUGUCGCUAAAAGUAAACCAACUGAUACUGGUCAUUCGUAUGCCGCUGAAAGCAAACCAACUGGUACUGGUAAUUAUGCCACUAAAAGCAAACGAACUGGAACUGGUAAUUAUGCCACUAAAAGCAAACCAACUGAUACUGGUAAUUAUGCCACUAAAAGCAAACCAUCUGGUACUGGUAAUUCGUAUGCCGCUAAAAGUAAACCAACUGGUACUGGUGAUUACGCCACUAAAAGUAAACCAUCUGGUACUGGUGAUUCGUAUGCCGCUAAAGGCAAACCAACUGGUACUGGUGAUUCAUAUGCCGCUAAAAGUAAACCAACGGGAGCUGGUGAUUCGUAUGCCGCUAAAAGUAAACCAACUGGUACUGGUGAUUACGCCACUAAAAGUAAACCAUCUGGUACUGGUGAUUCGUAUGCCGCUAGAGGCAAACCAACUGGUACUGGUGAUUCAUAUGCCGCUAAAAGUAAACCAACGGGAGCUGGUGAUUCGUAUGCCACUAAAAGUAAACCAACGGGACCUGGUGAUUCGUAUGCCACUAAAGGCAAACCAACGGGGGUUGAUUUUCCUUAUGACAGUCAAAAAUAUCCAACUCGAGCUGGUGACCCUUAUGACACUGAAAGCAAACCAUCUGGUACUGGCGACCCUUAUGACCGUCAAAAGUAUAUCACGGAAACUGAUGAGCAUUAUGACAGUCACAAAUAUCCAAUUCGAUCUGGUGAUCCUUAUGACCCUCAAAGCAAACCAUCUGGAACUGGCGACCCUUAUGACCGUCAAAGGUAUAUCAUGGAAACUGAUGAGCAUUAUGGCAGUCAAAGGAACCCAUCUGAAUCUGAUGCUCGUUAUGACACUAACAGAUAUCCAUUUGGAACAGAAGAUCCUUAUGACAGUCAAAACUAUCCCGUCGGAACUACGGAUCAUUACCGCGACUAUAGCAAACCAGCAGUCAGGGGUACAAAUGGAAUAGCAAUUACACAGGUCUUGCUUCGGAUUAUUGAGAGGUUCGAUCGUUUCGAUGACCGUAUUGAUGCCUUAUCCAAUCUCAUCAAAGAUUUCAAGACACACGAUGGUGCUAAUGGCUAUGAGGAUAGGAGAUACUACAAUGACUAUCCCCUGUAUGCCGAUGAUAGAUACCGUGGCAGGUAUCCAGGUGAUACAUACCCAGAAGAAUACCCAAGUUACAUAUAUCCAGAAGAAUACCCAAGUUACAGAUAUCCAGAAGAAUACCCAAGUUACAGAUACCCAGAAGAAUACCCAAGUUACAAAUACCCAGAAGAAUACCCGGUCGCAAGACGUCAAAACGAAGAUCCAAGAUAUGGAUACCCAGGCGAGUACCCGAUCGAAAGACGGUAUACUGACAAUAAAUACCCAGACGGUCAAUCCACCUUGAACACCAUCAGUAAAUAUCCUGGUGAAUCACCUCCGUACACAAACAGUGAUUAUCCCCAUGAUCCAAGCGAUGAUUAUAUCAUCUACCCAGGCGAUAAAUAUCCAACGUAUAUUGGCAAUACACAUCCCACCUCUCACAACGAAGAUGAGGUUCAGAUUCCUGUUCAUGUACGCUAAGAGGUUUUAGGGAGAUGGGUUUUAUAUAGGCUAAACCUGUUUCCCAAUCCCUGUUUCGCAAUUUCCAAAAUAAAAAUAUUGUUUAACAAAAAAAAAAGGCUAAUCAUAGUUCCCAUUUAAUUUUAUAAUUGUCUGUUUAGGCACUGUGGACAAUCAUUCACUACGUUCAAGUUCAAUUUGAAAAUAUCUCCUCUGUUGAAUCGAUCCACUUGAUGAAUUUAAAAAUUAGAAUAUUAAUGUAAAACCACAUUACCACCCACAUAUUUACAUAUUACCUCAGUUGAAACGUGCGCGUUGUGUCAUAAGGUAUGUCAUUGAGUCAACUGGCGUGGUUUCGAUUUCCUCGUUGUACGUGACAAGGAGUAGGUUCGCCUGUCCAACCUCAUGGGUUUUCUCCAGGUCCUCCCGUUUCCUUCCACUGCUAAAGACCACUGCAAGGGAAUUAUUGAAAUAAUUUAAACCAUAUGUUAAUCCCGAAAUGACCUAGUUUGUGUCGAGUGGACGUUAAACCCUAUUUCUCUAUCUCUCUUUCCACAAAUGUGUAAAAAUAAAUCGAUAAAGAAUACAAGAGAAGAAAUAAAUAUACAUGAUUAUACCGAAUGAUUCCUAAU
Messenger RNA from Patella vulgata (common limpet), 2372 nucleotides. RefSeq lists its product as uncharacterized. Lineage: Eukaryota; Metazoa; Mollusca; Gastropoda; Patellidae. The transcript is spliced from 3 exons. The coding region runs from base 13 to 1761 and encodes 582 amino acids. The record is from RefSeq and is a predicted model, not a curated record.